Messenger RNA from Kwoniella shivajii, 1515 nucleotides. RefSeq lists its product as uncharacterized. The record is from RefSeq and is a predicted model, not a curated record. The transcript has 6 exons. Lineage: Eukaryota; Fungi; Basidiomycota; Tremellomycetes; Tremellales; Cryptococcaceae. The coding region runs from base 1 to 1515 and encodes 504 amino acids.
AUGCCUGCUAUAGUCAUCACUGCCCUACUAGAUCCGGUAUCAAUUGUUCAUAUACCAAUCUCACUAGCUCAUAUCUAUACAACCAAGAUAUAUUGGACGAUCGAUCGCUCAUAUACUGAAUCAUCAGAAUUUUUCAAUAUGACCAGUAAUCGGAUUGAGAUGGCUAUAUUCGGUUCACUAGAUCUGAUCAAUCAUGAAUGGGCAAAUGUGAUCACUCAAGGCGAAAACGAAAUUAUGAUCAGUAAUUCUUGGAGAGUUUUCGAAAUCUCUUCAGGUGAUCAAGAUGAAAUCGAUAAUUACGAUUCACCUCACUUGCGACACGUUUCUGCACCUCUUGCAAAAGCUGGUAUAUCCAUCUUAUACCAAUCGAGUUAUUUUACAGAUUUCCUUUUGGUCAAACAGACCGAUUUCGAGAGAGCUCGAAACAUCUUUUCGGCGCAAGGAUGGCAAAUCGAUCCUUCGACACCACCCUCUCCUAAACGUAGAUCAUUACUUUCACCUCUUACACCUUCUCAUCCAUCUUCAUCACCCACAAGAUCGAUGCCACCUCCUACACCUGAAAUAACCGUCUUACCUCCCCCUUUAGCCUGUGUGGGAUUCUCCAAAUCGGCCGAAAACAGAUUGUCCGAACGUGUUAGGAAAUUCUUGGUCUGGCCUGAAAGAUGCACUACCUCUUCCUUGAUUCGAAAAGACAAUGGCAGUUCACAGGCUGAAGUUUUAGAGGAGUUUGAAAUUGAGAAAGAAAGACCUAGGCCGUUCAUAAGCUAUACAAGAAACGAGGAUGGGACAAGCUUAGUGACUGAAGUCAGAAUCCUCAGAGGUUUCUUCGCAAAUGGGGAAAACCAAGAUGAAGAACUACAUUCUGGUGGUGAACUAUUCGAAGACCAUCAUCCUGAACAGGAAGAUGAUUAUCAUUCUGAUCACUCGUCAUAUAACUAUUUUCAUUCUGACGAUGAUGUCAACGCCGAUGUCGAUACUGAGGGUGAAGAUGAGAACGAGAACGGUAGCUAUAUGCGAGAUGAGAUUGAAACGAAUCGGUUCAACGGACAAACUUUCACUCCACCACCUGAUUUCCUCCCAAAAUAUACGUAUUCGUUACCACCCACUCCAUCAGAAAGAAACACAUUCGAUGUAUUCACCCCAAGUACAUCCACCGACGAUGAAAGCAGGUCCGAAUAUUCAGUUGGGGAAAUUCCAAUUAGGUGGUGUGAAAGGGAGUUCAAAAGUGAAGGUAAAGGUAGAAAGAGAUGUCUCCAAUUAGAUCUAAGAUGUGUGAGCGAUCCGUCUAUGAGUGAAGACGAGAGUGAAAGACCAGGUGAAGACCAAGGUGCAUACCAUCUAGAUAAAUCAGGUUUGGUGACACGAUUCUCAGAUCUCCUCACAUCGUCUUCCAAACCUAUUCGAAUGUUAUACUCUUCGACUUUCCACACUGCCAAUAUUUUGGUCGAAGCUAGGGAUAUCAAAAAAGCCAAAAGACUAUUAGAGAGGAAAAGAAGAUCCAUUGAAUGGAAAUGA